GCAUAACUAUUUCGUUGCAAACGUUUUCGGUAGUGCAGCUUCCGUCGCAACGGUUCGUAGAUUUUUAGAAGAUGCGGUCCAUUAUAGUGCUCACGUUAUGCCUGGCGACUAUGUCCAGUGUACGGUCGGAAGGUAAAACCAGCAACGGCAAUGCGGGGUCGGCGCAGCCCAAUAUGGAGAUACCUCUACAGGCAGCGGCCAGCAGCCAUUCCAAACAGCUGAGAUCUGGAGGGUACAGCAUGCAGAAUUACGGUUCCCUGCAGAAUUAUGGCGGAAAUUCUGACAGCUACGGUGGAAAUGGAGGUUACGAAUCAUCCCCUCUCGCUUACGGAUUUAAUUGUUAUGGACGAGCACCGGCGCUGUAUGGUGAUGGGAAUUACGAUUGCCGCAUCUUCCAUGUGUGCCAAGCUGAUGGACGCCAAGACACCUUGUACUGUCCGAAAAAGACCCGUUUCAAUAAUUACCUCGGCGUGUGCGAUUGGGAAGACAAGAUUGACCGCACUUGCAUGCCCUUAUACAAAGAGGAGUACAGUUACAACGGAAACAGUUAUGGAUCGCAGAACUACGAACAAGGCGGAUAUGGUGAGCAACAAGGAUACAGCGGCCGUCGCAGCGACUACGGUGGAUCGCGAAGCCAGUAUCGACGCCGACGAUAAACGGUUUUUUAUGUUUUUUACUUUCAAAUGCAACAACACGCUGGGCUUUUCGACGAACAUUAUUUAAAUCGUCGCAAACCGUUUUACACACAAACCCUUUCAUAUUUGCUCAAUCAGGUAACGAGUGUUCGACAUGUUUUGCUGUGAAAAAGCAUUUUAUACAGAUAAAAAAUCCCCGAAAGUCAACAA
Messenger RNA from Paramacrobiotus metropolitanus, 845 nucleotides. RefSeq lists its product as uncharacterized. Gene Ontology annotation, molecular function: chitin binding. The coding region runs from base 72 to 656 and encodes 194 amino acids. The record is from RefSeq and is a predicted model, not a curated record. The transcript is spliced from 4 exons. Lineage: Eukaryota; Metazoa; Tardigrada; Eutardigrada; Parachela; Macrobiotidae. Gene Ontology annotation, cellular component: extracellular region.